GACCCCUGCGCUCCCGUCGAGCCAGUAACAGCGCCAAUGCCCUAGUAGAAGCCCUGUAGGUAGGACUUAAUGUAAUUUACAACGUCGCAUGAAGUGUAUAAAAAAGGCGAAUAUUUUAGUUAAUUACAAGGAGGUCCUGAUCCACACUCGCUAUUCAGUUUAUGUAUUUAUAUCACUUCUGAGAGUUUUAGUAUAACCCCCCCCCCAAAAAAAAGGCUCAAUCACUACUGUUAAGUGUUAUCUGUGCAAGGGGCAAAUGACAGCCAGUUCUGUUUUCUUUGUGAUAUACUCCUAAUGUGUUAUAAAGUUAAAAUAAAAGUUCAGUUGCCGCACUGGUGAGAAGUUGUAUUAAGGAGCUUGCAUUUUAAAUUUGCUCUAGGCCUGUGCGAAGUUCCAGUGGAACUUCUGCAGUGAUGGAAAUGUCUUGCCCCGUCCAAUAGGGUAGCCACUAGGCACAUGUGGCCGUGGCAGUCUUCAGAUGUGGCUAGAGUGACUGAGGAAUUGACUUUUCAAUUUUACUUAAUUUUCGUUCAUUUGAAUUUAAAUAGUCACAUGUGGCUAGUGGCUACUGUGUUGGACAGCGUGCAACUGUAGAGCACCGGGGGAAUUUUACUGUUUCUUGUUUGGGGAAUACAGUGGGUUGUGAUUUAGGAUGCUCCCAAGUAAGGGUGGGCCCACUAAGCACAGUAUGCUUGUCAUCUGAAAAUCCUUGCUCUCUUUAUCGUAAAAUUUUUUAUCACAUCUUAGAAGUCACAACCACAAGAGCUGUUAUUUGGUUACUGUACUCAUUCUGUUAAAAUGAGGUGUUUUAAGUGGUUUUCUUUCAACUGUCAUUUGGAAUAUUUGUUCAUCAUUAAAUGUUUAUUGAGGACUUACUUUGUAUCUUUGUAGAGACUUGGGACUCAUAGUAGGGUUCAAAUUCCAGCUACACUAUCAUACUAUAUAACAUCAUUUAUGUUACUUUGUCACAUCUCUGGUACAUUGGGGUGGGGCAUGCAUAUGUGUGGUAUAUCUUGUUUAGCUAGACCACAGCUUGUUGAAAGCAGGGAUUGCCAUACCUGGUUUGUCACACAGUGCCGGAAACCAGAUAUACAUAAAUACUUGAUUUAUAUGGAAUUGAAUGUAGGGUAAGAGGCAUUAUUAAUGAAAGUGGAGCUGAGUCUUGAAAAGGGAUACAGGAAAGAGUGAUAUGUUUCUUUGCCAGUUUUAAUCAAGGGUACUAGCUAAUAAAUUAGACAAUAGCCAGUAUAACAUUAUCAAGGUUAAAAGCUACCAUUUAUUGAGUACGUAGUAUAAACCAGCUGCUGUACAAAACAUUAUAUGCAUUUGCUCAUUUAAUCUUCAUUUCAAUUGAGGUAAGUACUCUUACUAGUUUGAUUUUAUAUAUGAGGAAACUGAGGCUAUCUUCAGCCCAGAUAUUUCCUCUGAGCUCCUGUUCUUGAUAUCUCUUGCCUGUUUCACAUCUCCUCUUAGAUGCCUGAGGCCCCUCAAACUUCACGGGUUCAAGAUCUACCUCAUAACCCCAUCCCAGGACAGAGAUACUUCCAGUGGUUCCUGUCUUAAUGAAUGGCUUCACUAUGCAUUCAGCUGAAACCUAGAGGCUCUUCAGCAAAAGCCCUUGUCAGUUUAAAAGAGGGAAGCUUAUCUAACACAUGGAAUGAAAAGUUCAGUUCUUUACAAAAAACACCUGUUUGGAAAGGCAGGAAUACAGGCUCUGCUGUGGAAAUGCCUUUCAGAAAUUCAAAACGAAGUCGACUCUUUUCUGAUGAAGAUGACAGACAAAUAAAUACAAGAUCACCUAAAAGAAACCAGAGGGUUGCAAUGGUUCCACAGAAAUUUACAGCAACAAUGUCAACACCAGAUAAGAAAGCCUCACAGAAGAUUGGUUUUCGAUUACGUAACCUACUGAAGCUUCCCAAAGCACAUAAAUGGUGCAUAUAUGAGUGGUUCUACUCAAAUAUAGAUAAACCACUGUUUGAAGGUGAUAAUGAUUUCUGUGUAUGUCUAAAGGAAUCUUUUCCUAAUUUGAAAACAAGAAAAUUAACAAGAGUAGAAUGGGGAAAAAUCAGGCGGCUUAUGGGAAAACCACGGAGAUGUUCUUCUGCAUUUUUUGAGGAAGAGAGAUCAGCAUUAAAACAGAAACGGCAGAAAAUCCGGCUCUUACAACAAAGGAAAGUUGCGGAUCUUUCACAAUUCAAAGAUCUCCCAGAUGAGAUUCCUUUGCCCCUGGUUAUUGGAACCAAAGUUACAGCACGAUUACGUGGUGUUCAUGACGGUCUGUUCACUGGACAAAUAGAUGCUGUGGACACUCUUAACGCUACUUACAGAGUAACUUUUGAUAGGGCAGGGCUUGGAACCCAUACUAUCCCUGACUAUGAAGUUCUUAGUAACGAGCCUCAUGAGACGAUGCCAAUUGCUGCCUUUGGACAAAAACAGCGGCCUUCUCGGUUUUUUAUGACUCCACCACGGCUACACUAUCCUCCCCUUCUCCCAGCACCAGCUACGGAUAAUGAUCCUUUAUUAGGUCAGUCACCUUGGAGAAGUAAGAUUUCAGGUUCUGACACUGAAACAUUAGGUGGUUUUCCAGUAGAAUUCCUUAUUCAAGUGACCAGAUUAUCAAAAAUCCUCAUGAUCAAGAAGGAACAUAUCAAGAAAUUAAGGGAAAUGAACACAGACGCAGAAAAAUUGAAGUCCUAUUCCAUGCCCAUCGGCAUUGAGUUUCAGCGGAGAUACGCAACCAUCGUUCUGGAGCUGGAGCAGCUGAACAAGGACUUAAACAAAGUCCUGCAUAAAGUCCAACAGUACUGCUACGAGCUUGCUCCAGACCAGGGGCUCCAGCCUGCAGAUCAGCCUACAGACAUGAGACGAAGGUGUGAGGAGGAGGCGCAGGAAAUCGUUCGGCAUGCAAAUUCCUCAACAGGACAGCCCUGUGUUGAAAAUAAAAAUCUGACGGACCUUAUUUCCAGGCUUACAGCGAUUUUAUUACAAAUUAAGUGUCUAGCAGAAGGAGGAGACCUGAAUUCCUUCGAAUUCAAAUCACUUACAGAUUCACUGAAUGAUAUCAAGAGUACAAUAGAUGUUUCUAAUAUCAGUUGCUUUCAGAAUAAUGUAGAAAUCCAUGUUGCACAUAUUCAGAGCGGCCUGAGCCAGAUGGGAAACUUACAUGCCUUUGCAGCAAAUAACACCAACAGAGACUGAGUAGAAGACUUAGUUAUUCCAACUGCAUAGGACAGUGUUUCGAGUUCUUUUCCUCUAUAUAGGCUUCCAACACCAAGUAACCUAACUGCUGGAAAACAAGGGAAAUUUAUAUCCCCAAAAAAGGCAUUUUAAUAUACUGUACUGCUUCUUAACCCAGCAUUGCUGACCACCGUUAUAUUUAUUUUUCUUUCAUUAUUCAGCUGCAGUAACAUUGCUUGUGUUACAUAUGUUUAUUAGCAAGUAGUUUUUGAACUGAAAAUGUCUGAACAUAAUUUCAUGGAGAGGAAUACAUUGACAGUUUUUUUAAUGUGCAUGAAUUCAACCCUACAUGUGCAGACAGCUGUAGUGGAGGACAUGAAGAAACAGUCUUCCUCUGCACAUGCGUGGCAACGUGGAAAUUCCAUCUAGAAAAUGACACCUGCGGUUCAUUUAGUCAAUCACCAUCUCAGUCUUCAAAAGAACAUGAGAUAUGGGAAGUCCUAGUUGAAGGAAGGCACUGGAAUGUAGAUGGAAAAUACGGACUGUACAAGUAUAUAGAGUAUAUACUUGCAGUGUGACAUGGUUCUGUAGAUCAUUUUAUAAUAAUAAAUAUUUUAAUUUAUCAUAAUUUAUAAAAGAAACCUUUGUUGUUUGUCUGUUGAAAGAAAAUGAAGGAGCAGGAAAAAAACAUUACUUGCAAAAUGCUGAAUUUCAGCACAUGGAUUUGGCAUGUCUUUUCCCGUCAAUUCAGGGCAGAAUGCUAUUGUUAUGAGAUUUAUUAAAAAAAGACUGAUAACACACUAUUUUCAUAUUUUUUGUUUAUUUGCACAACUUUUGAACCAGAUUACUGGUUAAAAUCCAACAAUAUACCAUUUAUAAAGUAAAAAGAUUUUAUAAGGAAAACAUAUAAUAACCAGUCCUGUGAAAUACAGAUAAAAGGUUUAUAUUUGGUUGUGGUUUUGUUUUUCUGUUUUGUUUUUUAAGGAAAACCCUGCCUAAAAUAUUAAUCUUGUAAAAAGUGUGUAUUUGGAAUUCUCUUUGUUUUAAUAUAGAAUAUUAUAAAGUCAAAAUAUAAUAAAUUGUUUUCAGAUUUGGAGUUUAAGAUAUAGCUGUAGAAGUGGCUUUAAUUCCUUUAGAUGUCUCAUAAAAUGAGGCUUUUUAUAUGUUAAUGUAUAAUAAAACUGAAACAAGAUUAUUUUCCAUUUGAAAUUUUUGUAUAGUUUAAAAAUGCUUCCAGAUUCUGUGCCACUGCAGAACUUUAGUGCAGAGUUUAUAUUUAGCUCAACUGUUAUGUUAAUUAAGAAAAGCAUAAAUCUUUUAUUCUUAAUAUUUGUAAUUCUAAAUAAAUUGAUCUAUGAAAAUUAA
Molecule: messenger RNA, 4542 nt
Organism: Miniopterus natalensis
Lineage: Eukaryota; Metazoa; Chordata; Mammalia; Chiroptera; Miniopteridae
Source: RefSeq, a predicted model, not a curated record